Molecule: messenger RNA, 7805 nt
Organism: Corythoichthys intestinalis (scribbled pipefish)
Lineage: Eukaryota; Metazoa; Chordata; Actinopteri; Syngnathiformes; Syngnathidae
Gene: ntng1a
Product: netrin g1a
Exons: 10
Coding region: 884-2608 (574 amino acids)
Biological process (GO): tissue development; substrate adhesion-dependent cell spreading; animal organ morphogenesis
Cellular component (GO): basement membrane
Source: RefSeq, a predicted model, not a curated record
UAGGGAGGAGAGAGACCACCCAUAGGUGCGCGUGGAGGAGUUGCAAAGCUGAGCGUGCGCCCGGGAGCGCAUCAUCUUCGCCGCCACCACAUCUCGCGCAGUCAGCGCUAAGUGAAGGGGUAGUGAUGGGCUUCUAAGAGACAAGAGCCGUGGACAUUGAAGUUUGUCAGUGUUUCACCUCGAUCCGCGAUGGACUGACUCUCACAUCGGACUAUGAUGGACACUUUGGCGUCGGAGCUCGAGUCCAGAAGUGCUCCGGUUUGCAUGACGCACUGUGCUGAGCGAGCCCCCAGGACGGCAAUCAGUCAUUUGUGUUCAUGUGGCAGGACAAUCCUCUUGAUCGUCUAAAUAGAGCAAUGGUGGUGUGCGCAGCGAGCCCUCUGAGACUAACGUGCGCACUCAUCACAUUCCGGUUCGUGCAAGAGCGCGUCUUAAAACGCUUCAUUCUUCAUUCAUGAUCAUUCUGUGGCAGCUCCGAACUUGUUGAUGUGCGCGGGGGAUCUUGGAGCACAUGUGCACAAGUGGACUUCAUCGCUUUUCCAGACCGCCACACAGGACGAGCGCAAUGACUGACAGCCAGACAAGCUGAGAAGACCUGUCACACAUUGUCUUAUCAACACGUCAAAGGGCUAUCUCUUUCUCGCCUCCCCCUCUUCCACCAGCCUCCCUCAAUCUUGUCCUCAUCUCAAUGGGCUGCUAACUCUAGAGAGACAGAUAUAGGAUAAAGAAAAGAAGCCGCCUCUAAAUUACCUAGAAGACAUGUCUCCCAAUUCUCAUUGAAUGACUUGCUGUCAGUGGAAGUGGAAGUAGAAGAGGGGACACUUGUUUAUAACUCUUCACAAGGAGAUCCAGCUCAAAGGGAAGGGCUGAGAGAGGACCAGUCAUGCAUCUCUAUUUGGCAUUAAUACUGCAGGCCUUGUGGACUGGUUUUUGCCAAGCCGCCAUGCAGCACUACCCUGCAGCAUGGGGCCACUAUGACGUUUGCAAAUCCCAGAUCUACUCAGAUGAAGGACUAACCUGGGACUACAUGGCCUGCCAGCCAGAGGCAGCAGACAUGACCCAAUACCUGAAGGUUACACUUGAUCCACCGAACAUCACUUGUGGGAAUCCUCCUGAGACAUAUUGCGCACUGGAAAACCCCUACAUGUGUAAUAAUGAAUGUGACGCCAGCACUGAGGAACUCGCCCACCCUCCGCAACUCAUGUUUGACAUCGAGGGCCGCAAUCCGACAACCUUCUGGCAGUCGACGUCCUGGAAAAGGUAUCCGAAGGCCCUCCUGGUCAACAUCACGCUGUCUUGGAACAAGACCAUUGAGCUGACCGAUGACAUCGUCCUAACCUUUGAGUCAGGCCGGCCGGAACAAAUGGUUCUAGAAAAGUCGCUGGACUAUGGACGUACCUGGCAACCAUAUCAAUUCUAUGCCACUGACUGCCUGGAUGCCUUUACCAUGGAGCCCAAGACAGUGCAGGAUCUGACCCAGCAUACUCUGCUGGACAUAAUCUGCACUGAGGACUACUCUCGAGGUUAUGUGUGGAAGUAUGAUAAAACGGUUCGCUUUGAGAUCAAGGAUCGUUUUGCACUGUUCGCUGGGCCUCGACUCCACAACAUGGCUUCGCUUUACGGCCAACUGGACACCACCAAGAAUCUGAGAGACUUUUUCACCAUCACAGACCUGAGAAUCCGACUCCUACGUCCUGCCACUGGAGCUACAAUGGUGGAUGAAAACAACCUGUCUAGAUACUUUUACGCCAUUUCUGACAUAAAGGUCCAGGGCAGGUGCAAGUGCAACCUUCACGCCAACAGCUGCGUGUUUGACAAAGAGAAGCUUAGCUGCGAGUGCGAGCACAACACCACCGGGCCCGAUUGCGGCCGCUGUAAGAGGAACUACCAAGGUAGAGCGUGGAGUGCCGGCUCCUACUUACCGAUCCCGAAAGGCACUGCAAAUAUAUGUAUCCCUAAUAACAUUGGUCCAGUUAUUCGGCCGAAUGUCUCGUCCCUAGGUGUCGCUAACCGAAAAGAAGCUCCACAAGUUGCAUUGUCCACUGUCCCUUCAGUCCACGUUGCAAACCGCAAGCGAGACUGCGAAUGCUUCGGCCACUCCAACCGUUGCAGCUACAUCGAGCUGCUAAACACGGUCAUUUGCGUGAGCUGUAAGCACAACACUAGGGGGCAGCACUGCCAGCUAUGCAAGCUGGGCUUCUAUCGCAAUGCUUCCGCAGAACUGGAUGAUGAAAAUGUGUGCAUAGAGUGUAAUUGUAAUCCCUUUGGCUCAGUCAGUGAUCGCUGUAAUGGCACAGGAUAUUGUAUAUGUAAGGAGGGCACUACGGGGCCUAAGUGUCGCAAGUGUCUGCCCGGAUAUAGUUGGGAAGAUGGCUGCAAAUCUCGGGUGUGCGACAACGAGCUCAUGCGCUGCCAAAACGGGGGCGUGUGCAUCAGCAACGUCCGCUGCAACUGCCCCGCAGCCUACACGGGCCUGCUGUGUGAGAAGCCGCGCUGCGAAUCGGAGCUGGGAGGUUGUCGAGGAGCCAGUUCGGGCCGCGCUCCCUUGAGGCCUCCUUCCUCCUCCUGGCUGCUGCUUCUGUUACUUCUGGGCUCGUCCCUUCUUUAAAGAGACCUGGUGGGAGCGAUUAAAUCCCUGCGCACACACAGCCUUCACCCCACUGACCCAUUCCUCUUUCGAAUAAUCAACAACCAUUCAAGCAGAACAAUCAUGAGCUUUGUGGACUGUACUGUACCAGCUUCUUCUUUGAGCAGCCUCAGCGGACACUGAUGUGAAAAGGAAUGUGCCAGACAAAUGAGUAAAAAUUAAACAAUCUUUUUUUUCAUUCAAUAUCAAAGAAUAUAUAAAAAAAAAUUCAAAUGUAUACUUGUAAAAAUGCAAAAUAAUAUUAAAAUUUAACAUAAAAGAGUGCAAUGGACAAUAAACUCCACCCAAGUCCUCCCGCUCAUCUCUCCUCUAGGCCAUACAGGUGCUUAAGCUCCCCUCGGUUGGAACGGAUAACUGAAGAUGACUUCCUCUGUUAUUGCCACGGCAACAACGGCUGCAACCAAUUGACUCGCACGAGCUGACUGCAGCUGCCAUGAUCCCUUUGGGACGCUCCUGUAAGUUUAAUGUAAGCUGGACUGUUGAGGAAGGCAAAUCAAAGAAAUAUUUCCCUCGGCCUCUUCAACGUUAUGUUCACGGAGAGCGCAAACGGUGAGCAAGUUGUUUGCCGACGCAUCGAGGAAGGAAAGGAAAUGUGUGCGGAUUGCUUCUUUGCGGCACACAAACUUUCUCUCAAUCCCAAGGGCGUAGGUUUGGUCUCAACAUUGGUAGGGACGAUAUAACAGCAUAACCUGCAUGUACACAUUUUGCUGGGGACGGGACGUUAAUAAGACCAAACAGAUUAGGUGAACAGGUGUCAGGGCUAUGCUUCACACAAAUAUAAAUGUAAUUAAUUAAUAGGCUAAAUGAUCUAUAGACCAUCAGUUGACAAGACAGCUCCAAAAGACAUUGUGCAACGCUUUUCCAUAGGGGGGCCGGACCCAGGCAGAAGUUGAGUUGGCUUUCACUGUGAUCAACUCAAACUGUGUUCUAACGCCGGAUUUAAGUGUUGGAUUACACAAUACCGUAACUUAAACUUGAAAUAUAUACGUAAAAUUAACGAUAACUGUCCGUUUUUUGCUUUUAACCAAGAAUCUAGACAGUUUUACGUUCAUAUCCGUAGAAAUUUGGCGAUUUAAGAAUUUAUUUGCAAGAAUUUUCAUCUUGAAAAGUUUUUUUUUGUGACGGCCGCCAUGUUGGAUUUCAACUUUUGCUUGAAAAAUUUACGUAAAAUGAACGAUAACUGUCCGUUUUGUGCUUUUAACCAAUAAUCUAGGCUGUUUUACGUUUGUAGCUGUAGAAAUUCCGCGACAUAAGCUUUUUUUUUUUGCAAAAAAUGUUCAAUUUAGAAAACUUUUUUUCAUGGCGGCCACCAUGUUGCAUUACACAAUAGGCCUACUGUAACUUAUGUUUGAAAUAGUUACGUAAAAUGUAUGAUAACUGUCUGUUUUUUGCUUUUCGCCAAUAAUCUAGGCUGUUUUACGUUAUAUCUGUAGAAAUACCGCGAUUUAAGCAUUUAUUUGCAAGAAUGUUUAACUUAGAAAGUUCUUUUUGUUUUUAUGUGAUGGGUGCCAUAAUGGAUUGUAACUUUUGCUUUAAAUUUUUACGUAAAAUGAAUGGUAACUGCCCGUUUUUAACUUUUAACCAAGAAUCUAGACCGUUUUAUGUUCAUAUCUGUAGAAAUUCGGAGAUUUAAGCACUUAUUUUCAAGAAUUUUCAACUUAAAAAGCUCUUUGUUUCGUGGCGGCCGCCAUGUUGCAUUACACAAUACCGUAACUUAUGCUUUAAAAAGUUACGUAAAAUGUAUGAUAACUGUCCGUUUUUUGCUUUUAACCAAUAAUCUCGGAUGUUUUGCGUUUAUAUCUGUAGAAAUUCCGCGAUUUAAGCAUUUAAUUGCAAGAAUUUUUAACUUAGAAAGCUUUUUUUUUAGUGACGGCCGCCAUAAUGGAUUGUAACUUUUGCUUGAAAUAUUUACGUAAAAUGAAUGGUAACUGCCCAUUUUUUGCUUUUACCCAACAAUCUAGACUGUUUUACGUUCAUAUCUAGAGAAAUUUUGCGAUUUAGGCAUUAAUUCAUCAGAAUUUUUUACUUAAAAAGCUCUUUCUUUUGUGACGGCCUCAAUGUUGGAUUUUGUAUCUCUACACAAUAGCAGAAUUUAACUUAAAUAAGUUGCGACUGUGUAUAGAAAAAUGCUAAAUUUGCUUUUGUUGAUGAUGAAAUGAAUGGAAAAAAAUAACUUUAUGUUACGUUCAUAUCUGUAGAAAUUCGGUGAUUUAAGCACUUAUUUGCAAGAAUUUUCAACUUAAAAAGCUCUUUGUUUUGUGACGGCCGCCAUGUUGGAUUUUGUAUCUCUACAAAAUAGCGGAAUUCAACCUGAAUAAGUUGUGAUUGUAUAGAGACAAAUACAAAUUUUGCUUUUUUUGAGUGAAAUAAAAUUUUUGUUGGGGAAAAUUAAUUUUAAAAAAAAGUUGCUAUUUCGGAUAUGUUAAAUAUUGCUAUUGAUCCUAAAAAUAUAGGUGAUUAUCUCUGCAUUUGGUGAUUUGUGUGCAUCUAGCUCAGAAUUUGGGAAUUUUACAGCCAUUUUAAGUUUUGUUUUACUUGUAUGGAAAAAUAAUUAAUCGGGAUUUUAUUAGGGAACGACUUUGAAUUUUUUUAUGUCGCUGCUCGUGGAGACUCAUAUAUGCCUAAUGGAGGUGCCUGUUUUGGUUUUAGGUCGCUAGUGUCUUUGGUUUUUGAAAAUAUUUCAAGUUUUUUAAAAUAGGCCCCCUACGGAUCGGCCCCGAGCCCCUUGACCCGUCAACUGAUAGUGAAGUCUAUGAGUGAUCAAUGCGUAUUAAAUCUGUAUGGACUUAUACUAACUUUCAUAUGUAUUGGUUCAGGUGAUACACCGUUUGAUUCAAACGUUUGUUUUCAAAAACUACUAGAAAGAAGUACUCACUGCACGGAUACAAGUGCAAAAAAAUAUAAUUUUCGAUUUAAAAGGCGCUACUUUUUUCCCUCAUUUUGAAUCCUGUGGCUAUUAGGUGCAGCUUAUUAGUUGAUUUAUUUGGGUUAAUAGGUAAGACUUUGCUUGACAGCAGCAUCAUAAGACCGUCAAAAUAAUGACAUGACACUAUCAUGAGCAUUACUGAAUGCUUAUGACAUAUUUCAUUAAGUGUUAUCUGGCAAAUUAUGUCUCUAACUCAAUUUAUGUCCAGUUAGGAUCUUUUACAUCCAUUCAAAAGUGAGAUAAUUUCCCGCAUGACACUAAAUGACAUCUGUUAUAAGCAUUCAUUAAUCCUAAUGAGUGUGCCAAGUCAUAAUUAUGAUUGUCUUAUGACAGUCUUAUGGCACCACUGUCAAAUGAAGUGUUACCAAAUACCUUAAUGAAACAAUUCGGACAGUAACUGAAGAAAUACUUAGCACAGAACAUUAAGUUUGUCUUUAGCGCCGCAAUGCAUGCUAGGAGGUAUGGUGGACAACACAGUGUUGAGAGCAGUUGGCAGCAUACAGUGUAUCACAAAAGUGAGUACACCCCUAAGUAUAUCUUUUCAUGGGACAACGCUGACAAAAUGACACUUUGACACAAUGAAAAGUAGUCUGUGUUAAGCUUAUAUAAUAGAGUUAAUUUUCUCCUCAAAAUAACUCAAAAUAUAGCCAUUAAGCCUACAAACAGUUUGCUGAAGACAUGUCAACAAAGCACAUGGAUUACUGGAACCAUGUCCUAUGGUCUGAUGAGACAGGCGGGCUUUCUUGUGUACCGUCUUCAGAAGAGGCUUCCUCCUGGGGUGACAGCCAUGUACACCAAUUUGAUGUAGAGUGCUGCGUAUGGUCCAAGCACUAACAGGCUGACCCCCCACCUUUUCAAUCUCUGCAGCAAUGCUGACAGCACUCCUGUAAUGAGUCACAUGACAUUUUUGGAAGGUAAAUGACAAGCAGUACUCAAUUUGGACAUUUAAGGAUGUACGUAGUUUCUAAGGGGUGUACUCACUUUUGUUGCCAGGGGUUUAGAUAUUAAUGGGUAUAUUUUGAGUUAUUUUGAGGGGGAAAUAAAUGAACUCUAUUGCUGUAUAUAAGCUGCAAACAGACUACUUUUCAUUGUUUCAAAGUGUCAUUUUGUCAGUGUUGUUCCAUGAAAAGAUAUACUUAAAUAUCUGCAGAAAUGCAAGGGGUGUACUCACUUUUGUGAUACACUAUAGGUUGACUGUCUUCCCAAAGGGAGCAGUGAUGGCCAAAUAAAGCCUCUUGAAGCAAUCAAGCUUUGGGGCCAAUUGGUUCAAAGUUUCAUGGUGUUUUAUUUGGUCUUAUGACAGUCUUAUGAUGCCGCUGUCAAAUAAAGUGUUACCGGUUAAUAUCUUUUGGUGUAAAUAUCCCAUAGUACAGUGAGGACAGUUGCACUUUAUAGUCCAGUGCUGCUUAUCUAUGAACAAAUGCCAUUUUCCUGUCGUUUGAUGGGUGGCGGCUUAUAGUCAGGUGCACCUUAUAGUCUGAAAAUUACGGCAAGUAAAUGCACAAGUAUCUAAGAAAAAAUGUACUCAUGUAAACGGAAAAAUAUUUUCUCCCAAUUCAAAAAUGUAAUGUAAGUACAGGUAGUCCCCGGGUUACGAGUUACUCAACCUACGUGAUUUCGACACCUAACAACAUACAGUAUGGCAAGACAAUCUAAAUGACCUAUGUAACGGAAGUCAUUAUAUAAUGCAAAUAAGCUCCCUACCAUCCCUAUGCAAACCUACGCCCUUGCUCAAUUCCGCUUUCAAGUUCAUGCUCCUUUUCCUUCCCUUCGCCAUGCUGUCACUGACCUGCUUUUGUGAAUGUUGCUCUGUAAAACCCUCGUUGGUUGAAGGAUUUUUUUUUCCUUUUGUCUAAUGUCGGUGAUGCACAUAUGUAAGAAUUCUCUCUCUGAUUCUUUCUAUUAGACCCUCCGUGCUCUCUCAUGCAGGUCAGAGGAUAGUUUUCCACUCUACAAGUGGAUAGAAAAUCAUCAGUGUAUUUGCAGGUUCUCUUCUAAACAGAAGAAGCAAAAUAAGUAAUGUAGUCCUUUUGUAUCUUUGCUGAACUGUGACAAGAAAAGGCAACUUUAAUGUAUACGACACCCAAAAUGCAGACGUUUCUCUUUUUCUUUUUUAUUCCAUCCAUCUUUUUUUGAGUUGUACGGGUCAUUUUCUUUCGGGUUGGCAGUGUGCUGGCAUCAGAGAAUAACAGUUUACAUAACGUAUUAAGAAAGUGUAUUUCAAUCCCACCA